AUGACCAUCACUAAGAUGAUUUCCUUUGUUCAAGGGAACGAAGACAGGUUGAAGGAAGAAGAGCGGCUACGGAGAGAGAAGGAGAGGGAAUUUAGCAAGAGAGCUAAGUCUGCAGGAAAUUUCAACCAUGGGGGAUCUCAAGCAGGAGGCAAUCGCCAGUUUUUCAAGAAAUCAAAAUCAAGACCUGCUCCAUCUUCAGCUAGUGCACCGGUUCAGAGGUCGAAGUUUAACAAGAAAAACCAGAAUUUCAGAACAGCAGACUCGCAGCCCAGGCUAGUGUGGGCUACAGAGUCCCUGGUUACCCUAUUUGCAACAUGUGUGGUAAGAGGCACCCAGGGUUGUGUCAUUUGGGCACAAAUGGUUGCUUUGGGGCGCGGUGCAGCAAAGUCUAAUACUGUAGGCGGUGGUCGAAACUGCUUGUAUGCACUGGCAGACCGUCAUGAUACAGAGGCUCGUGGAGAUGUUGUCACAGAUCCGGGAUCCACCCUAUAUUAUGUAACCCCAUAUAUUGCAAAGAAAUUUGGGAUAAAACCAGAAAAGUUGUGUGAACCCUUUGAAGUGUCCACUCCAGUUGGAGAAUCAGUUAUAGCAAGGUAUAUCUAUAGGGGAUGUCCAGUCAAAGUGCAUCGUCGUCUCGCUGUAACAAAUUUAGUAGAAUUGGAGAUGUUAGACUUCGAUGUGAUCAUGGGCAUGGAUUGGUUAGAGUCAUGUUAUGCCAAAGUGGGUUGUAGAAUCAAAAUAGUAAGUUUUGAAUUUCCCGGUGAACCAAUCUUAGAAUGGAAGGGUGAUGCAGUAACACCUAGGGGUAGGUUUAUUUCCUAUCGUAAAGCUAGAAAGAUGAUCUCCAAGGGAUAUAUCUAUCACCUGGUUCGAGUUAAGGAUGCAGAUGCUCAGAUCCCCACUCUCCAGUCGAUACCAAUUGUAAAUGAGUUUCUAGAAGUGUUUCCUGAAGAUCUCCCUGGAGUCCCUCCCAAUAGGGAGAUUGACUUGGGAAUUGAUCUACUUCCAGGCACUAAGCUGAUAUCUAUUCCGCCUUAUAGAAUGGCUCCAGCAGAGUUAAAAGAGUUAAAAGUCCAGUUGAAAGAUCUUCUAGAUAAGGGAUUUAUAAGGCCAAGUGUCUCACCUUGGGGCGCACCGGUCUUGUCUGUCCAAAAGAAGGAUGGGUCUUUGCGCAUGUGCAUUGACUAUCCUUUCAUGGACAUUAUGAAAAGGGUCUUCAAGCCUUAUCUUGAUUUGUUUGUUAUCGUGUUUAUUGAUGACAUCUUGAUUUAUUCCCGUAGCGAGACUGACCAUGUCGAACAUCUCAGAAUUGUGUUGCAGACACUACAGGAUCACAAGCUAUAUGCAAAAAUUUCUAAGUGUGAAUUCUGGUUGAAAUCAGUAGCGUUUUUGGGCCAUGUCAUCUCAGGGGAAGGCGUGAAGGUGGACUCUCAGAAAAUAGAGGCAGUGAAGAAUUGGCCUAGACCUACCGAUAUAAGAAGUUUCUUGGGUCUAGCAGGAUAUUAUAGUCAUUUCAUAGAGGGAUUUUCUUCUAUCUCGUCCCCUUUGACUAGAUUAACUCAGAAGAAAGUUAAGUUUCAAUGGUUGGACGCGUGCGAGAAAAGUUUUGAGGAGUUAAAGAAGAGAUUGACUUCAGCUCCAGUCCUGACACUACCAGAAGGAACCGAAGGGCUCGUUGUUUAUUGUGAUGCUUCAGGGGUUGGUCUUGGGUGUGUAUUAAUGCAGCACGGUAAAUUCAUAGCCUACGCGUCGAGACAGAUCAAGGCUCACGAGAAGAAUUAUCUGACUCAUAUCCUUGAAUUAGCAGCUGUGGUGUUCGCGCUUAAGAUAUGGCGCCAUUAUCUGUAUGGGGUACAUGUUGACAUUUUUACAGAUCACAAGAGUCUCCAAUACAUCUUCAAGAAAAGAGAAUUAAAUCUACGUCAGAGAAGGUGGCUUGAGUUACUUAAAGAUUAUGAUGUUGAUAUCCUCUAUUAUCCAGGGAAAGCAAAUGUUGUAGACGAUGCUCUCAGUCGGCAUUCUAUGGGCAGCUUAGCUCACGUUGAGGCAGACAAGCGAACUAUGAUGAAGGAAGUCCACCGCUUAGAAAAUCUAGGACUGAAGGAAGGAAUUCACAAACACAAGACUAUGGCUUUUAAACAAGGGGGAGAUGAUGGUACUUUAAUACAGAGGCAGUCUAUGCGUUCCAGACGUAGAUGGGCUCAGGGAGCGGAUUAUGUCAGAAGCCCACAAUUCCAGAUCGUGGUGCUCAGUUCACAGCAAACUUUUGGAAAUCCUUUCAGAAGGGAUUGGGCACAAGGGUGA
This is a messenger RNA of Nicotiana tabacum (common tobacco), 2304 nucleotides long. NCBI's taxonomy places the organism in Eukaryota, Viridiplantae, Streptophyta, Magnoliopsida, Solanales, Solanaceae. The record is from RefSeq and is a predicted model, not a curated record.